Molecule: messenger RNA, 1980 nt
Organism: Chanos chanos (milkfish)
Lineage: Eukaryota; Metazoa; Chordata; Actinopteri; Gonorynchiformes; Chanidae
Gene: limk1a
Product: LIM domain kinase 1a
Exons: 16
Coding region: 1-1980 (659 amino acids)
Biological process (GO): protein phosphorylation; actin cytoskeleton organization; positive regulation of stress fiber assembly
Cellular component (GO): neuron projection; nucleus; cytoplasm
Molecular function (GO): protein binding; ATP binding; protein serine/threonine kinase activity
Source: RefSeq, a predicted model, not a curated record
AUGAGGUUGAUGCUGCUCUGUUGCACCUGGAAGGACGAACGUAUGGGAGAAGACGAAGCAGGAGGAAGCUUGCCUGUGUGUGCAGGAUGCAGACAUCGCAUCUAUGAUGAGCAGUACUUGCAAGCCCUUAACACUGAUUGGCACACCAUGUGUUUCAGAUGCUGUGAAUGCAGCGCUUCCCUGUCGCACUGGUACUAUGAGAGGGAUGGGCGACUUUUCUGUAAGAAAGACUACUGGGCCAAGUUUGGGGAGCUGUGCCAUGGCUGUUCAGAACCUAUCACCACCGGCCUCAUUAUGGUCGCAGGAGAACAGAAGUAUCACCCAGAGUGCUUCACCUGCCUGAACUGUCGAGCCUUCAUCGGAGAUGGGGACACGUAUGCUCUGGUGGAAAGGUCGAAGCUCUACUGUGGCCAUUGCUAUUACCAAACCAUCGUGACCCCUGUGAAUUUACCGGAUUCACCGAGUUCCAGGAUCCCUCACACGGUUACGCUGGUAUCAAUCCCAGCCUCCACCGAUGGCAAACGUGGUUUCUCUGUUUCCAUCGACCAAGGCACCAGCCCCAACGGCUAUGGACAUGAGCAUAACCACACGGUUAGAGUGUCAGAAGUGGACUCGGAAUGUAUCAGUCCCGACGUAAAGAACUCUAUACACGUUGGUGACCGCAUCCUGGAGAUCAAUGGAACCCCCAUCCGGAAUGUUCCUCUUGAUGAGAUCGACCUUCUCAUCCAGGAGACCAGUCGUCUCCUGCAGCUGACCAUCGAACAUGAUCCUCAUGACCAGGGCGGAUCAGAGGAGGAUCAGGUGGACGGCCCCAGCCCUCUGUCCGAAUGCCCCAGUCCCCUGAGUCCCAUCACACAGCCCCCCAAUCAGGAUGUCAACAGUCUCCGCUCACGCAUGAUCACACGGAGCUACAGUAUUGACAAAUCGCCAUGCUCCAGCAAUGCCGCAUCACCGCUAUCACUGAGGAAAGACAUCGGCCGUUCUGAGUCUCUCCGAGUGGUGUCCAACCGCACCCACCGAAUCUUCAGACCCUCGGACCUCAUCCACGGAGAGGUUCUGGGGAAGGGCUGCUUUGGCCAGGCAAUCAAGGUGACGCACAGGGAGACGGGCGAGGUGAUGGUGAUGAAGGAACUCAUUCGCUUUGAUGACGAAACUCAAAGGACGUUCCUUAAGGAGGUUAAAGUGAUGCGUUGUCUAGACCACCCAAAUGUGCUCAAGUUCAUCGGGGUCCUCUACAAGGACAAGAGGCUUAACUUCAUUGCAGAGUACAUCAAAGGAGGCACCCUGAGAGAUAUCAUCAAGAAAAUGGACAGCAACUAUCCCUGGAACCAGAGAGUGAGUUUUGCCAAGGACAUUGCCUCUGGGAUGGCCUAUCUGCAUUCCAUGAACAUCAUCCACCGCGAUCUGAAUUCACACAACUGUCUUGUCAGAGAGAACAACAGCGUUGUGGUGGCUGAUUUUGGCCUCGCUCGCCUCAUGGUAGAAGACAAGAACCAGGAUAAAAUGUCCUCAGGGAACAUCCAAGGGAUGAAGAAGCCUGACAGGAGAAAGAGGUACACCGUUGUCGGUAACCCUUACUGGAUGGCUCCAGAGAUGAUCAACGGUAAGAGCUACGAUGAGAGAGUGGACAUCUUCUCUUUCGGGAUCAUGCUAUGUGAGAUUAUUGGGCGAGUGAAUGCAGAUCCGGAUUACUUGCCUCGGGCCAUGGAUUUUGGGCUAAACGUGAAGGGAUUCUUGGAACACUACUGCCCUUCCGAUUGCCCUCCAGCUUUUUUCCCCAUGGCUGCACUGUGCUGUGAUCUGGAUGCAGAGAAACGUCCUGCCUUUGCUAAGCUGGAGGAGUGGCUGGAGAAUCUCAAAAUGCACCUAGAGAUCAAGCUCCCGAUAGUCUCUGAGCUGGAGCAAGUCAACCGUGCAUUCUGGGAGAAGCAUUCCGCAUCUGAGAAUGGAUUGCAUACACACCCAGAGCAGCCAGAAUAG